This is a messenger RNA of Exserohilum turcica Et28A, 968 nucleotides long. RefSeq lists its product as uncharacterized. Bases 64 to 579 code for a protein of 171 amino acids. The transcript has 2 exons. The record is from RefSeq and is a predicted model, not a curated record. Lineage: Eukaryota; Fungi; Ascomycota; Dothideomycetes; Pleosporales; Pleosporaceae.
CAUACAGCCUGGUAACUCACUCCCUCUCUGCUAUACUCGUCUCUCGUCCUACAAAUAUCAUCGAUGGUGUUGCCUGAUAUCUACCCAUCCCCAGGCUCGCUUGACCUAGGGCAGCUUGUCCAGGAUCGCCUCAAGAGGGUGAAUCAGCAGUUUCCAGCCUUGGCUCCAACGACGCUUGAAGACUUCCGCAGAGUAGCAGAUGAGCUCUCCACUAUCUCUGAUGUAUGUCAAGCAACUAUAAAGAGACUAGCAGCGCAGGAUGGGGUGUACGAUGCAACCAAAGCACUUGACGAGACUGAACGUGCCCUUGACUGGGCUGUGUUUCUAUCUCAAGUCAAAGUAGACCAUGUGCCUGCUCAACGGGCCCUUCUCUUCCGCGCCCACAACCAGCCUGCUACGGAUCACCCUGGAGUGUACAUAUCAGCUGCUCAGAAGAUACCGUUUAAUGACGAAUAUCGGCAAAAAAGUUCCGUGCAAGGAUUUAUCAAAUCCCUCGGAAGGCACUUAGGAAAGAAAGUAAUAGAAGCUAGGUGUCAGACUGUGAGGGUUUUUUCUAAUCAAGGACACGUUGUACUGUGAAAAAAGACUGUGAUAAUUGAUGGUGGAAAUUGAUGGUAUUGAUUGAUCUGAUCUUGUUCAGCGGCGCGCCUGCGCGCCGCCUUAUGAGCGCUAUCGCUGUAACACCGGGAGUAUGAGGUGUGGCUCAUAUAUCGGCCCUACCUAGGGUGCGCGUGGCGCUUGGCUCUGAUUGGCUGGAAUCAUAGAAUCCGGGUGCUCGAUCACACCUGAAUUCUGUCACUUAUCUGACACUAGGAUAGGAAAGCGGAUGAAGACAAAGUUCACCUCAACAAGUACGAGGUUGGAAUGGACCCUCCACUUGACAGGAAAAAAGUCAAGGGAACUACAGGAGCAAGUUAACUUCAUGAUCUUCGAUGUUCAAGUGCUGUGUCAAACGCCAAAGACUACUG